AUGAUCGCUGAGAAAGAUGUGCAACAAGACGAAGAGCUUGGACAACUACUGACACGCGAAAUCGCACGGAAACAGGCCCACACGGCUGCUGAGAAGAAACGGCGAGAUGCGAUCCGCCGUGGCUACGACGACUUGGGCGCUCUAGUGCCUACUUGCGUCCAAGCAGGAAAAAAUCAACUGUCAACAACGAAGUUGUCCAAGGCCACGAUUCUCUCCAAAACAAUCGACUAUAUCGAGUUGAUCAAAGAGGAAGAAGCCGCCCAACAAGAGCAGCUCAGCAAGCUCCAGUACGAAGCACAAGGGCAAAAAAUAGUCCUCCAAAAUUACGAAACGAUGAUCAAGAACCAGCGUCUCAACCCAAGUCAGCAGUCGAUUUCGAGCAACGACCAGGUGAAAGUCAACUACUUCAAGUCGUUGUGCGACGAGCUGUUCAAGAGUUUCGACGCCGAAGUCGACUGCAAGAGCUUCGCGACGCUUUCUCGCGGGAUGCUCCACUGGUCGGAGCGGCAUUGCCAAAAGGAGCACAUUGCGCACCUCUUCAACAACAUCGCUUUCCAAAGCCACAUAGAACUGACGCCUCAAGUCGGAAACGGUCACGAUGCAACGAUUGUACGAAGAAACAGUGGCCAACAACAAUACUUUCCCUAA
Oikopleura dioica is the source of this 648-nucleotide messenger RNA. Lineage: Eukaryota; Metazoa; Chordata; Appendicularia; Copelata; Oikopleuridae. The record is from the annotation of a GenBank genome assembly.